Molecule: messenger RNA, 1888 nt
Organism: Vigna unguiculata (cowpea)
Lineage: Eukaryota; Viridiplantae; Streptophyta; Magnoliopsida; Fabales; Fabaceae
Product: glucan endo-1,3-beta-glucosidase
Biological process (GO): carbohydrate metabolic process
Molecular function (GO): hydrolase activity, hydrolyzing O-glycosyl compounds
Source: RefSeq, a predicted model, not a curated record
UUAUAUUAAUUAAAUAAAACUGAAUUAAAAAAAAUACAUAAACAGAAUAAGGUGGCACCAAAGAGACGCACUAUUUUGACCACGGUCCUACAAAAUAGUCCACUAUCCCAACCCAACCCUAUCCUUCUUCCUAACGUUCUCAAUCUCGCCUUCUUAGUUGUGUAUAUAUAUAUAGAAAAACUAGCAAAACACAAACGUAAGACCGUUGCUUCUGACUUCAUAGUUCAAACACAACUUCAUCCAUCCAUGGCUACCAUCUCCUUUCUCUCCUUCCUGGUGGUGUUGCUCCAUUUGGCCGUCGUUGCCGUGCACGGCAUCGGCAUAAACUAUGGCACUCUGGGCGACAACUUACCGCCACCGGCGACGGUGGCGAACUUUCUGAAGACGCGGACGACGAUCGACCGUGUGAAGAUCUACGACGUGAACCCGCAGAUCCUGCAGGCCUUUGCGAACACCGGCAUCCCCGUGACGGUGACAGCACCAAACGGCGACAUCGCCGUUCUGAAGCAAAUCGAGUCGGCGAGGCAGUGGGUGGUCACGCACAUCAAACCCUUUCACCCGCAGACAAAAAUCAAAUACAUCCUCGUCGGCAGCGAGCUCCUCCACUGGGGCGACGCCGCCAUGAUCCGCGGCCUCAACCCCGCCAUGCGAACCCUCCACGCCGCCCUCCUAGCGGAGGGCAUAACCGACAUUAAGGUGACCACAGCUCACUCUUUGGGUAUAAUGAGGUCAUCGAUUCCGCCUAGUGCGGGGAGGUUCAGGCCCGGAUACGCAAAGCACGUGCUGGGCCCAAUGCUGAAGUUUCUAAAGGAGACCAAAGCGCCCUUCAUGGUGAACCCGUAUCCCUAUUUCGGGUACAACGGAAAGAACGUUAACUUCCUUCUCUUCAGGCCCAACCGCGGCUUGUACGACAGAUACACCAAACUCAGCUACACCAACCAGUUCGACGCUCUCUUGGACGCCGUCUACUCCGCCAUGAAGGACUUGGGCCAUGGUGACGUGGACAUCGCCAUCGGAGAAACGGGUUGGCCCUCCGUCUGCGACGGUUGGGACGCCUGCAGCUUGUCCAACGCUCAGUCCUUCAACGGCCAACUCGUGAAGCACUUGGCAUCCGGCAAGGGAACACCGUUGAUGCCCAACCAAACCUUCGAGACCUACAUCUUCGCGCUCUUCAAUGAGAACCAAAAGCCCGGCCCAAUAGCAGAACGCAACUGGGGCCUGUUUAAGCCCGAUUUCACGCCCGUCUACGACUGCGGAAUCAUGCGCAACGGACAGAAUAUUGCACCUGCAAAUCCUGGACCUGUAGCGCCAACAAAACCUGGACUUGCACCUGCAGGUGGAAGUGGAAAAUGGUGUGUGCCAAAAGCAGAGGCUAACGAUGCAGCUUUGCAAGCGAACAUAAACUAUGUGUGCAGCCAAGGAGUUGAUUGUAAACCGAUUCAACCCGGUGGAGUCUGCUAUGCCCCCAACAAUGUGAAGGCACUUGCCACCUAUGCCAUGAAUGCUUACUACCAAGCCAAUGGCCGCCAUGAUUUCAACUGUGAUUUCUCCAACACUGGUGUCAUUACCACUACUAAUCCGAGCCAUGAUAACUGCAAAAUCUGAGCUUUCUGAUGGAAGAUUAUUAUGAUACGAGAGAUGAAAAAGCCCGUUGUCUGGUGGCGAUGUGGCUUAAUUAGCGGUAUCUUUGCGAUAUGCUUCAUUAUUUAGUUUGUAUAUUGUUCUGGAAAAAGAAUCUUAAACCUCGCAUGACAUUUCAUGCUUCUUCGCCUUAUAUUAUGUCACUAAUUCGGAACCUUACAUUAAUAUUAACAUCAGCUGGUGGUUCUUAAAUUUCAGACUAACGUUGUUUAAUGCUUCAUCAUGAUUAUACGAUUAUAAUUAUUUA